AGCUUGCGAUUCAAACACCCGAAAAAGAAUUUCGAACGCCCACGAGUUUUGGCUUCAAAAUCGCACGCUUGGUAGUUCCCUGGCGGUUAUGGUUCGGCGGUAGCGGCUAUCCUUUCGGAGCAUGACCAUUGGAGAACCUACGGAACGAAGCGGCGGCUUGCCUCACAGCGCUAGCAAUCACACCAAAGAAACUCCCGAAUCCACGCCAGAGAUGCCAAACGUGGUCAUUCCCGACCUGGAGCAGCGAUUGUCCAUCACAACAUCUCCGGACCAAUCGACGGACGUCGACGAAUUGUCUCGGCAGAGGGACCAGAACGAUUCCCCCAACUCUGUAUCGUCGUCGUCUUCCCGUCCUUUGCAUCGAAACAACGGUCGGCUCACAUCCAUAGCGCGGACGGCAGCCCGUGCCACCAAGGAGCAAUUCUGGGAUUCCAACGAAUCCGGGAUCGUAGCGGCACAAACCGCGGUGGAUCGAUGGGAAGACGCCUACGUCUGGAUCCGCAACGCGGUCGUCGCCUCCAACCGCUCGGUGGCGGGCAUCUACGAAGCCUCUAAGGCGGGGGUGCGGGGACUCGACCAGGGCCUGCUGGUCCCCGUCCGGGACUAUGUGCUGCUCCCAACAUUUGGGGUGGCGGAGCACGCCGUGAGCGAAACGGCCUCCUUUCUCCGAUCCGCCGAGGCGGAGCGGAUCCGGACCGCCGCUACGAAGGGAUCCUCGGACUUUAUUUCGUGGGCUGUUCCCUUUGGGAUGGGGGACAGCGUCGUUCUGCCGGCGGUGGGCCUGGGCGCAGAAGCGGUGAAAACCGCUUGGGACGUGGCAAGGUACCCCGUCCCCUCACAGAAGCGGGUCAGGGACACGGUCGACUUUUGGCUCAACGGUUCCAAGCACAAUCUGGCGGUGUGCGGCCACGAGAUCAUCUGGUAUGUUCGAAGGGCGGAUGCCAACAUCGCUCGGACCCUCCGGCGGACCCAGUGGACGGUCCUGGGUAGGGGUCCCUACGAAACGCUCGACGAAGCGGCCCGGGGAGACGUAAUGGACCACGUGUGCGAGCGCUACCUGUCCAUCGGGAACGGAGGGAGUGACGAGACCGAGGAAGACCCCACGGCCCUCAUGGUUUCCCGCUACGAGUACAUGGCGAACGUGAGGGCCUGCAACCCGUCUCUCUUCCGGGAUCUUGUCGAAACGGGAUUGCUCCGAGAACGGGGUGGCGGCUCGACCAGCGGCGACGAAUGGUUGUCGGCGCGGCCGCUGUACCGCGACCGAAGCAAGGACCUCUUUUUGCUCGGCGAGACCGGCGACAAGGGGUGUGGCGAUCCCGAUCACUCCGGGGGUGCCUUUGCCCUCUGGUUCCGCCUUCCGUACGAAAACGGCCAGCGGCCCAAGAGAGACGUCCCGUGGGUGUCUUUUGAUCACAAGGAAGGAUCAAUGCUGGAAAGACAGUAUCGACAUAUUCUGAAACAGACAAGUGUUCCUGCCGGUGAUGAAACAUCCGGGGGCAGUGACUCCGUGGAAAUCACGAACGGGAGCGCAGAACAACACCUGCCAAAGGACGAACAAAAAGUAGAUUCGCCAUGGGAAUCGGCAAAAUACGAAACCCAAUCCAAGUGGUUAGAUCCCGAUUUUGACCGAGAUAUCCUGGUGGAUCAGAAACGUCACGCGGUUCGAUUUAUCCGCUGCUGUCCCAAAUACCGCAAACGGCACACCAGGGACGAAGAAGAAGCAAUUUCCCGUCCAUUGAGCGAAUUGUGCAGCGUGUGCCAUCCAACAGAAGGAGAACGGCAAGCGCAAUCCGGUGAAGGCUUCGCCAGCGGUCCACAAGGACCUUGGGGAGCCGGUCGUCUGCUGGCUUUCCCCCCUCCUCUGUUGGGGCUGUACCGCCCGACGAUGUGGAGGUCCUAUGGUCCCGAUGAGAUUCGCAGAGCGGUGUGGUUUUUAGACACCCCACAAAAUGGCCCCCAGCCGUACGGUGAAGAUGCCCAGGCCAUGCUGGAGGAUGCCUAUCACUUUUUGAAGUGGAUCAUAGAUUCAAAACGAACCAAAGCUUUGUCCGAUGCUAGGGAUCGUAGUGAUGAUGAUGAAAGCUCCGACGACAAGAGCGAUGAGAACGUGUUGCUAACGGUGCAAGUUCUCAGUCCCGACAGCGGCGAGCAACAGCUCGUGCAAUUUUCGUCCCUGACGCUGGCAACUGCCAUCGGCAGAGGGCUCGGGGGAGCUAUAGCGCUUUUCAAACGACGCGUGUACCGGGGGGCAUACAAUUGUUCACAGAGCGACGACAACGAACCGAGAAACGAUGAUCUCAACAGAAACGUUGAAGACGACAKUAACGUACCAGUGGACGACGAAUCGAGAUGGACGACAACUACAGAGGAUGCGCUGGAACGGCUUGACCUAACCAUCGACACUCCCGAGUCCCUUUCAAGGAAGAAGAUCGAACGCAUGGAGAUCGAUCUUGACUACAAGGAGUGUUUUAAGGAUUUGGAAGAAGAACAAGAGAUCAAACCGGCAAUCAAUGAUUCUGUCGACGAAAAUGAGCAUCAAUUUUCGACUCUAUCAGAAAGUUACCCGCGUUUGGAUCGACCGUCUUUGGCUUUUCCUGUCAAGCGGAUCGAGGAUAAUCUUGUCAACGAUGAUGCAGAGUGCUUCAAAGCCGACCAUCUCAUACUCGUGAUCCACGGCAUUGGAGAAAUGAUGAAAGCCUUUGAUUUAUUUGGAUUAAAAAAGGUUCCUACGAUUGUAGACUGCUGCGGCUACCUUCGAGACAAUCACAACGAAAUCUCGGACGUUCGACUGGCCGAAUUGGCUCGGACCAACGAUUCGGUGGCUGGUUCAAAAAAGCCGGGACGUGUGGAAUACUUGCCCGUGGAGUGGCACGAAGCCUUUUCCAUCCAAUCCACGAGACGGCCGUCGGUGGAUCCGGUGUCCCCGAACGCGAAUCGACGAAAACGAAAGGUCGGCAUCAACGACAUUUCGUUGCGCACGAUUCCAAACCUCAGGUCUUUUGCCAACGAUACGCUGAUGGACAUCCUUUACUUCAUGAGCCCCGUGCAUCACGACAUCAUUAUCGAUAUCGUAACGUCUGAAUUGAAUUUCAUUGUGAAGAGAUUUCGAACACUCACUGGAUUCGAUGGCGAAAUCUCGAUCAUUGGACAUUCUCUUGGAAGCAUCGUUGCAUGGGAUAUUCUUGAUCAUCAGAAAAAGAAUGAUCCUGUGGGGCAAAUCGAGCCAAAUCUAGCUAGAGACGACGAUUCCUAUCGAUACCCGCAGCUCGACUUUCAAACGGACUCAGUUUUUCUUUUGGGAUCACCCAUUCCGGUCUUUUUGAUGAUUCGGAACAAGGAGAACCCGCUUACCACGGCCUUUGUUUUGAGCGGCUGCCCAAAAGUCUUCAAUAUUUUCCAUCCAUACGAUCCCGUAAGCUAUCGCAUUGAACCACUUCUCAAUCCCAUGAAUGCCGAAAUCGAACCUGACAUCAUAAUCCACUGGAACGGUGGCUUCCGCUUUCAGUAUCAGACGAAGCGGCUCUGGAAAAAACUAGUGGAUCAGACCUUGCGAGCAGAGGAGAACGUGAUUCAUAGUCUGGAGUCCGGAAUCGAGGCCCUCGGACUUAUUGACUCGACCUUCACUAAAGACAACCCGCGCGAAGACGAAAAAGAAUCCUCGCAUGUAUUACAAACAGGAUCUCUCAACGGAGGGCGACGCAUCGACUACAUGCUGCAAGAAAAGGAAAUUGAAACUGCGAAUGAGUACGUAGCGGCUCUUGCUGCUCAUUCUUGUUACUGGCUCGAGAAAGACCUCAGCCUCUUUAUCGCAAACGAAAUUUGCCUCGAGAAGGAGAGAAGGAAUCGGACACCUCCCAAGAAUUUCUAAGCUUCGAGUUCUAUUUUAGUCCAUUGCCUCUUCAAUAUUUUUUCUUCGACCAUUCCUUUCCAGAGUUUUAUCAAUUAAUCAUGAUUUGCUAUGGAAAUGGCAUCUAUUAGCAGAAUAGAUAGCUGUCUAUCAU
Molecule: messenger RNA, 4001 nt
Organism: Pseudo-nitzschia multistriata
Lineage: Eukaryota; Bacillariophyta; Bacillariophyceae; Bacillariales; Bacillariaceae
Source: the annotation of a GenBank genome assembly